Carassius gibelio (silver crucian carp) is the source of this 802-nucleotide messenger RNA. RefSeq names its product hairy and enhancer of split-related protein helt. Lineage: Eukaryota; Metazoa; Chordata; Actinopteri; Cypriniformes; Cyprinidae. The coding region runs from base 79 to 759 and encodes 226 amino acids. Gene Ontology annotation, molecular function: protein dimerization activity; DNA-binding transcription factor activity, RNA polymerase II-specific; RNA polymerase II cis-regulatory region sequence-specific DNA binding. Gene Ontology annotation, biological process: anterior/posterior pattern specification; regulation of neurogenesis; regulation of transcription by RNA polymerase II. The record is from RefSeq and is a predicted model, not a curated record. Gene Ontology annotation, cellular component: nucleus. The transcript is spliced from 4 exons.
UCAGCAGAACCUAUUACUACUAGUCUAGCUACAAUAGUUCCACAAUUCUAUCAUUUUUUCUAUAUUUUUUUUAAUCAAAUGAUGGCGUCUAAGAUGAAGGAUCGCAAGAAAACUCCUGUUUCUCACAAGGUCAUUGAGAAAAGAAGAAGAGACCGAAUCAACAGAUGUCUAAACGAGCUGGGAAAGACUGUUCCUAUGGCACUGGCUAAACAGAAUUCUGGGAAACUCGAGAAAGCAGAAAUCCUGGAAAUGACUGUGCAGUAUCUGCGCGCGCUCCACUCCGCAGACUUUCCGCGCGGGAGAGAAAAAGGAGAACUGCUGACAGAGUUUGCGAACUACUUUCACUACGGCUAUCACGAGUGCAUGAAGAACCUCGUUCACUAUCUGACCACCGUAGAGCGAAUGGAAACCAAAGACACCAAGUACGCACGGAUCCUCGCCUUCCUGCAGUCCAAAGUGGUUACCGAGCCCGUGUUCGGCUCGUUAGGUACCAUCUCUCCAGACCCUACGGACCUUCUGUGCCAGCUGGAGUACCAGAGUCCGAGUCCAACCGAGUCGGUGUUUCAGCAGAGCCCUCCCGGACACUUUUCCUGGCACAGCUCGGCGCGGAACCCCACGCUCGCGUACCCAGCGAUGUCUCAGCACAGCGGAUACUUGUCACCGGUUCAGGGACUCGAUCACCAUUACAUGAACUUCAUCGGGCACUCACACCCACACAACGCCUUCAGCUUACACAAUGCACAACACGCUGCCCUGUAAAUACGUCUGUGGAUGUCCUUAAUUUAUAUGUGUACAUGUUUUA